Messenger RNA from Myotis davidii, 2121 nucleotides. It is a transcript of the gene TMEM106A, whose product is annotated as transmembrane protein 106A. Lineage: Eukaryota; Metazoa; Chordata; Mammalia; Chiroptera; Vespertilionidae. The coding region runs from base 23 to 781 and encodes 252 amino acids. The transcript is spliced from 7 exons. The record is from RefSeq and is a predicted model, not a curated record.
UAGUGAAAAAGCCCCCUACGCGAUGGGUGAGACCUUCUCCCAGCUGGGCUCGCAGGAGGACGAAAACAGGUCGAUCCUACCCCGUGAUUCAGCCAGCCACGGUAGCAGCGAGUAUGUUUCUUCCUGUGCCCCUGGUGAAAGGGCUGCGAAUGCCAGCUUUGUGACUUGUCCCACCUGCCAGGGCAAUAAGGAGAUCCCUCGAGAACUAGAGAAGCAGCUGGUGGCCCUCAUUCCCUAUGGGGACCAGAGGCUGAAGCCCAGGCACACGGAGCUCUUCGUGUUCCUGGCAGUGCUCAUCUGCCUGGUGACCUCCUCCCUCACCAUCUUUUUCCUGUUUCCCCGGUCCAUCGACACGCAGCCUGCAGGCCUCAACUCCUCCUCCACUGUGGCCUUGGACGAGACUGUCUACAUCAACAUAACGAAUAUCUUGAACAUCUCCAAUAGCAACUACUACCCCAUCACUGUGACCCAGCUAACCAUUGAGGUGCUGCACCUGUCCGUCGUGGUGGGGCAGGUCUCAAAUAGCCUCCUCCUCCACAUCGGCCCUUUGGCCAGUAAACAGAUUUUUUAUGCAGUAGCCAACAGGAUCUUGGAUGAAAACACAUACAAAAUCUGUAGCUGGCUGAAAAUCAAAGUCCACCAUGUGCUUUUGCACAUCCAGGGCACCGUGACCUACAUCUGCUUGAGCCACUCAGAGCAGAAAGUCUUCCAGAGCUAUGAGUACGUGGACUGCCGGGAAAACACAUCAGGGCCCCACUUGCUGGUCCCUCACCUGCUGUGACCUGUCUGCUGUCCCCAAACUCUAGGCACCUGCCAGCCUGGUCUGUAUCUCUCACAGCUCCGUGGGGCCCAAGGACGGACUGUGGUGACUUGGCCAACGGAAAAGCCCGGCUUUAUCACACCCUCCCACCCCACCCACACCCAGGAAGCGCUCCGAUCCCCACAGGCACGGAAGCCGGGUUCUCCUCGGGGCUGCCACCAGGUCCUUCCCUGGGUCAGGCCUGAGGGAAGUCUGACAUGAUGUUUCCAUGGAGUUAGAGUCCCUGGAGUGGCCCCUGCUCUCUCUGUUCUAGUUGUCCAGCUCCUCAGGUCUGGCCUUCCUCCUGCCUGAAUGUGAGAAAGCGUCGUAUCCAGCGUUAAAGACAUGCAUCUUUUCAGGUUCUCCACCGAGUGAUGGGAAAGCGACUUGGGGGGCAUGCAGUGCGGUCUCCAGGGUCUUUUGCAGAACACAGAUGCUCGCCUGUGCCUCCCUGUUUGGGUUGUGUGACAAAGUGAUGGUGAUGAUCGACUUUGCUCCUGGGAACUUGUCCCCUGCCCGUCUGACAGCUGGGUUGGCCAAGGCUCUGCAUCCUUCCUGGUUACAGACUGUCCUGGUUCCCAGGAAGACAGCUCCAGCUUCUCCCCCGUGAAACAGUUUAUUAUUCUCUUCAGAGCAAGAGCAACUUAAAGUAGCAGGGGAGGGGAGGGAGGCACCUGGCACCCAUUGGGGGGGGAGGGGCGGCGGGGGAGACAGACAAAGCCAGAGUCAUUUUAACAGAUGUUUAUUUAUUGAAGGAGAGCCCCUGGCCGGUGGUGAGCCCAUAACCCUGAGCCUGGGCGAGGAGACACAGGCAGGCCAGGCUGCUGGGCUCUGCCACACCAGGGCCCACCUCCCAGAGGCCUCUGCUUUCCUUUGGGCAUUGACGGUAGAGACAGCACAUCAGUAGGGACUGGUCUUUGCUGUCACUCAGAUGAAGCUAAGUCCUCCAGGUCCCCCUGGGCUCCACGUGGAGGCGGUUUCCUUCUUUAGUGAGCAGAAGUGGUGUUUGCUCACUAAAGGUGACUGUUUUUUAUCAGGCGGGCAGAGAGAUGAGCUUGGGUGGUGGAGAAAGCUGAACCUGAAGGAGGAUGGGUGGAGAGGGGGACUGGUGACAGAGCCUGGUGCCUGGUGGGCUGGGGGAACAAGAGCGAGGAAGGAGGUUGUGCUGUCUCCACAUUUUCAUGUCUGGGUAACGGGUCAAGGUGGUGCUGGCAAGAGUGGGGGACUCCAGGAAGGCCGGGUUAGAGUUUCUUCUGUGUGUAGGUUGCCAAAUGUAAAGAAUUUAUAUUGUAGUCAAUAAACUAUACUUAAUGUUUAAAGAA